This is a messenger RNA of Lepus europaeus (European hare), 1236 nucleotides long. RefSeq names its product keratin 13 (gene KRT13). Lineage: Eukaryota; Metazoa; Chordata; Mammalia; Lagomorpha; Leporidae. The transcript is spliced from 6 exons. Gene Ontology annotation, molecular function: structural molecule activity. The record is from RefSeq and is a predicted model, not a curated record. Gene Ontology annotation, cellular component: keratin filament. The coding region runs from base 1 to 1236 and encodes 411 amino acids.
AUGAGCUGUCGCCUGCAGAGCUCCUCCACCAGCUACGGCGGUGGCUUCGGGGGUGGCUCCUGCCAGCUGGGAGGAGGCCGCAGCGUCUCCACUUGUUCUACCCGGUUUGUCUCCGGAGGCUCAGCCGGGGGCUACGGGAGCGGCGUGGGCUGCAGCUUUAGUGCUGGAGCUGGUAGUGGCUUCGGAGGUGGCUUCGGAGGUGGCUUCGGAGGUGGUCUUGGCGGUGGCUUUGGUGGAAGUUUUGGCGGUGGCUUCGGUGACUUUGGCGGUGCCGACGGCGGCCUCCUCUCCGGCAAUGAGAAGAUCACCAUGCAGAACCUCAACGACCGCCUGGCCUCCUACCUGGACAAGGUGCGCGCCCUGGAGGAGGCCAACGCCGACCUGGAGGUGAAGAUCCGGGACUGGCACCUGAAGCAGAGCCCCACCAGCCCGGAGCGUGACUACAGCCAAUACUACAAGACCAUUGAGGAGCUCCGGGAGAAGAUCCUGGCCGCCACCAUCGACAACAACCGGGUCAUCCUGGAGAUUGACAACGCCAGGCUGGCUGCCGACGACUUCAGGCUCAAGUACGAGAAUGAGCUGGCCCUGCGCCAGAGCGUGGAGGCCGACAUCAACGGGCUGCGCAGGGUGCUGGACGAGCUGACCCUGACCAAGACCGACCUGGAGAUGCAGAUUGAGAGCCUGAAUGAGGAGCUGGCCUACAUGAAGAAGAACCACGAGGAGGAGAUGAAGGAGUUCAGCAACCAGGUGGUGGGCCAGGUCAACGUGGAGAUGGACGCCACCCCGGGCAUCGACCUGACCCGUGUGCUGACAGAGAUGAGGGCACAGUACGAGGCCUUGGCAGAGAAGAACCGGCGGGACGCCGAGGAAUGGUUCAACAGCAAGAGUGCCGAGCUGAACAAGGAGGUGUCUUCCAGCACCGCCAUGAUCCAGACCAGCAAGACAGAAAUCACAGAGCUCAGGCGCACGCUCCAAGGCCUGGAGAUUGAGCUGCAGUCUCAGCUGAGCAUGAAAGCUGGGCUGGAGAGCACGGUGGCGGAGACGGAGUGCCGCUACGCCCUGCAGCUGCAGCAGAUCCAGGGGGUCAUCAGCAGCAUCGAGGCCCAGCUGAGCGAGCUGCGCAGUGAGAUGGAGUGCCAGAACCAGGAGUACAAGAUGCUGCUGGACAUCAAGACACGGCUGGAGCAGGAGAUCGCCACCUACCGCAGCCUGCUCGAGGGCCAGGACGCCAAGUAG